Messenger RNA from Pomacea canaliculata, 2473 nucleotides. RefSeq names its product epidermal growth factor-like protein 7. The coding region runs from base 640 to 1569 and encodes 309 amino acids. Gene Ontology annotation, molecular function: signaling receptor binding; calcium ion binding. Gene Ontology annotation, cellular component: extracellular region; cell surface. Lineage: Eukaryota; Metazoa; Mollusca; Gastropoda; Architaenioglossa; Ampullariidae. Gene Ontology annotation, biological process: anatomical structure development. The record is from RefSeq and is a predicted model, not a curated record. The transcript has 9 exons.
ACGGCACGCUGCACAGUAGCGCCAGGCGCAGCACUUGCAGCAGACGCACCGCUGGUCUUGGCAGCAGCAUCUUGGAAAGCAAAUGUUUCAUUAGUUACACGCAGACAAAGACUUUGCCAGCCACUGGCUCGUGCACACAAAGCGAGUGACUAGUAAACAACUUGUACUGAUGCGACCUCGUACAACUGCUGACAACUGUCGACUUCAACAAGUCACUUUGCUGGUGGACUACAAACGUCAUUUUGUGACCAACAGUCACCAGAAGACACCUGGUCAGCAGAACUGCUUCUGUGGUCAGGACACUGCACGUCAGACACCUCCCCCAUCUCCUGAAGGCCUGGUGCUAGGCAGGUGAGUAGUGCUUCUUACUGCCUGGACACAAGAGGGGAGGACAUCGGUACAUUGGACUGGGGUGGACUGGUAAGUCUAACUCUGACAUAUGAAGUGGAAUAACCCCGAUACACCGUGGAAUGGUAACUCUGACCUUAACACGCAGUGAGGGAGUGGCUUGGUAAGUCCAGAGCGGCUUUCAGCGAGAGUGUAGCGGUCCACCUGAAGUUUUCACAUCAGCCCUAAACUCCAAGCUUCCGCAAGGAAGUUGAGUCCCUGGAGUUUCUCUGUCAGCUCUGACCACCAGCGAUGUCGAGGCUGUGGGCAGUGAAGGUGCCCCGACUUGCCCUGACCUGGGACUGCGUGUCCAUCCUGCUGAGCCUUGUCAUGGCCGCCUCCUCAAGUGACCUCGAGAUGUUACAGCCUGGUCGUCACGUGUGUGUGCAGCAGCAGCAGAGCGCGCAGCCCGUGCCGUUCCGUCAAAGCUACCACCGCGCCGUUUACCGCCAAACCAUGCACAUGUGCGAGGGCUUUAGGGUCUGCUCUCGACUGGCAUUAUCCUACCAGACGGCCUAUCGAACUGUGUUUCACAUGCAGAUUCGAACCCAUCUCGUGCAGGGCUGCUGUCCUGGCUGGCAGAAGGCCUCGCCCUAUGAGACCAGUUGCACCCAACCGGUGUGUAGUGGUGACUGCCACAACGGAGGCACGUGUGUGGGUCCAGACACGUGUCAGUGCGCUGAUGGCUGGACCGGCCCCCUCUGCCAGACAGAUGUGGACGAAUGCGCGGUAGAGAACAAGUGUCAGCAGGUGUGUCACAACCUGCCCGGCAGUUACGAGUGCGUUUGUCAAGAUGGCUUCAAGAUUCAAGACGACCGCCGCUCCUGUCGCCUGUGCCUGAGUUGUCUGCCCGAAUUCCAGGAGAUGCAGGGUACGAUCUCGUCGCUUAGCAACAAAGUGCAGGAGCUAGAGACAGAGAAGGAUCGCCUGCUGACCAACCUGACCAGCAUGGCGCGGGACUAUGAGAGCGCCAUGGACAACAUGCACGCCAUGCAGGCCGCUACCCUCAAUGACGCCAAGACUACCACACCACUGGUGGGGCUGGACGACAGCAGCGCCUUCAUGGAGCCCGGCAUGAUCUCCCUCGUCCAUCUGGCGUCACUUAGCAACCAGAUCUCUAUGCUGGAGGAGCGUAUGGCCGACUGCACCUGCCGUGACUAUGAUGACAGCGACCGCCACUGAUGGAGGCGUCACCUGCAGCACACCAUGAUGAUGAUGAUGAGUAGAAUUCAGUCAUCUGGGACAUCAUGGUGGUGACGAAGAAUAUCUCAACUGUUACACAUUAUGUUGGUGAUGAGGAAAACAUACUGUGACAUUUACAUCAUCACGAUGGCGACCACAACAUCUGGGACACUUACAUCACGAUGACGAGCAAUUCAUCAUCUGAGAUAUUCGUAUGAUGGCACUGAUACGUAAAUUUCACAUUGCCCAAAAGCACCUUAAAUAUCACAUUGCCCUCAAAUACCUCAAAUACUCAAAGGAGUAGUGUGCUGCGGAUAUCGGAGAUAUGAGGGCGCCACAGGCCUGUUUUCCAUACCUGUGGGUGGAUGAAUACAUACUCUGGUCUGUGGACUGACGUGUCAGUACCGCACUGAUGAAUACCACAGUGGUGCCAUCUGCUUGGCGCGAUGUAGUGUUCAUGGAUGUUGAUGUGGAUGUGAGUGUCUGACCUCUUGCAAAUCACUGGCUGCCUUGUCAGAGGCGGGGCUACCAGCACACAGCCUAGCCGGACACGUGACGUCAUGAUGGUGCGAGCUGCUGACAGUCAGCGACAACAACAGCAACUUGGUCAGCAUGCUGUAUACGCGGUGUUCUUGCCACUGUCAUGUCUUUUACUAGAGAGAGAGAGGAUGAUAGAACACAGAAAGGAACAAUGUCUUCUUCGUGCCUUUCUCAUACCCGUCAUUUGAUCCAAGGGAGACAACCUCUGUGUGAGCGUGCGAGAGAAAGAUAUGGAUAGGCCGCUCGGCCCCAGAGACAGAUUAUAAGUACAGACACAAAGUUCUUCCUUGCAUCUGAAUAAAUAUUCCUUUAAAGGGAUUGUAAAAGCAAAAUAAAACUGCUUAGAAUCGCGUAAAGAAUAGGA